Messenger RNA from Acaulospora morrowiae, 370 nucleotides. The record is from the annotation of a GenBank genome assembly. NCBI's taxonomy places the organism in Eukaryota, Fungi, Glomeromycota, Glomeromycetes, Diversisporales, Acaulosporaceae.
GCCUUUAUUGCCAAUUCUAAACGAUUUCGGUAUCCUUUUCGGGUAUUACCAAACUCCUUUAGAGAAGAUAGGCAUGUCAAACAACAAUUGCAUCCACAAUUUGCCACCGGCAUACGAAUCACAAAUAGACCGAGAACAUGCUGUCAAAUAUAACUACGAAUUCUAUCACUAUGUAUUCGCGAUUGCAUCAAUGUAUGUCGCGAUGUUGUUGACCAAUUGGAAUACAAUUAAUAUGACCGGCAAAGAAAAGUUGGUGGCAAUAGGACAUAGCUAUACUAUUUCGUGGAUAAAGGUUAUAUCGAGCUGGAUAUGUAUAUUGAUUUAUUGUUGGACAUUACUAGCUCCUGUGUUCCUGCCACAUAGGUUUAUA